Messenger RNA from Durotheca rogersii, 1694 nucleotides. RefSeq lists its product as uncharacterized. Lineage: Eukaryota; Fungi; Ascomycota; Sordariomycetes; Xylariales; Xylariaceae. The record is from RefSeq and is a predicted model, not a curated record. The coding region runs from base 375 to 1154 and encodes 259 amino acids. The transcript has a single exon.
GUGCCUAUUAUCACAUCUACCUCUCGUAGAGGCCGGCGGCUACACGCUAUUAUAACCAACCUGUGCUCGAGGAGCUUUCGCGUCUUGGUAGCAUCCGUACGUCGACUAUUUCUCGACUUACCUACCUAGGUACCUACCUGCCUGUCUACCUACCUACUUGUCUGCCCAGGUUUUACCCGUCUAUCACCACAUAUCUCGUGAGAUAACACUUGAGAGACAUCUCCCGCUCGUCGUGUCGCUACUGCGACAGCUUCUUCUUGACCUAAACUUAUUGGAUCACCGGAUCCCAGCCCUGGUUCUCGCCUGCAUCGCAGAGCAACUGUCACAUCCCACCCUCCUCAGCCGAACAACCCGGCCCCUGCGCUACGCCGACGAUGUCGCCUUCCUCCUUCAUCCACUACUCCCCUCAGGAGCUCCUCCGCCUCCGUGCCGGCGUCGGCACCGUCCACACCGUGUUCCUCGCUCGAGAGCUAUGGGAACCGCAUAAACGCGUAAACUGGCGAGGCCUCUGCGCCGAGCCCAUCGUGGCUUGCUGGCUCGCGGCUCGCGAGCGGGAGGUGAAUUAUAGUCUGAACGGAUACACCGAGGAGCGAAACUGCUGGGUCAUCGUCCUCGAGCUGGCAGCUCGGCGCAGCGCCACCGUCGAACUGAGACAGGCCGACACGGCCGGGAACACCAUCACCGUGUGCCGCCCCGGCCCUGUGCCCAACGUCACGAGCAGGGUCUCCCGAAAGGGAUCUCCGAUCGACCUCCUAGAAGGUUAUGCUUGCAGCUUCAGACUAGGACUCGUCGUUCGACGGACGGUGGGAGACUGGCUCGAUACGCUCCAGCGGUCGGGCCUCACCGGAUACGCCCUCGAGUGUGGACGUGGUAGGUACCACCUCACCCUGCCGCUAAGGCUAGCCGCCUUGCUCACGUACUGGGUUUCGUGCCCGCUCAGGCCAGAGAUACUGGGUACGCGCGGUGGUCCGCCAAUUCAAGGACGUCAUCUUGGGAAGGGCCCGCAACCUCGAGCAGUCCGAGAUGGCACAUGUCUGGGAGCUCGGCGACGAAGUCGACCCCCCGAAGGCAAAUGGCAGCGGCACAAACGGUACCGGCUGCGACGGCUUCCAACCAGGCCGAUUUAUCCCCUCCAAGGCGCUUACGAAGCUUGACGUGCCCCGAACCAAUGCUCCCGAACUGAUUCCGACCGGCCAUGAAAAGAGGGGACAGUACUCUGAACACCCUCCUCACACAUUGCUAGAGCUAUCGACGGAUCUGAGCCCCGAAUCCCAGACGGAAACAGAGGGUUCGCGGCCCUCGCCCUCGCCCCCAAUCCGCCGAUUCUACCCAUACCAAGGCCCCGAGGAACCAUAUUAUGGAGUCGGUAUCGAGGCAUGGUUGCGCUUUGCCAAGGCCCACGGCGCCUAGGUAGGCGGGAUGGCGAGGGCGGGGUUCAUGGUUCCCCUCUCACCGCAACGGCCCCCUUCAUAUUUGGUUGUGUUAACUAGAGGAUUUGAGUAUGAGGCGCGGUCUAAAGACCCGUAUCUACCUAGGCCGCAACUCACUUAGUUGAGGGUGUUUUGCCAGCAUGUUGCGAGAAAUAGGAAACUGUAGAUGAUUCCCGUAAGAGGUUUUUCUGUACAAUGAUAAUGAGUCUUCUGAAGAUGACUAUGGCUAGCAGUUUUGCGCCUAGGCGGCUGGCUCUGUUUUCC